GAAGAAGUUAUUAUUAACACACUCCAAUAGUCUCUCUCUCAUUCUGUGUCAAAUCCAAAACCCUAAACGAGCUCUGCUCCUCACCAUCGAACUAAACUAUUCUCAAUCAAAGAUCGCAACUUCGAGUUAUUUGUGAAAUAUAUAGAGUUGGGUUUGGUCGGAAUGAAAGAAGGGAAAUCAGUGAAAUUCAAUCUUCAACAGCAAAAUCACCAGAACGGUCACUUGUCUCCGUUCAAACUCGCCAAGUUGUUGGAUCCAGAUGCCUCUUGGGACAAGGAUCAAUUGGGAGAUGUGUUGCAUUGGAUUCGACAAGCAGUGGCCCUUGUAUGUGGCUUACUAUGGGGUGCCAUACCUGUGGUUGGGGGCGUAUGGUUUAUUGCAUUCCUUUUGAUAUCUACUGGGAUCAUAUAUGGUUAUUAUGCAAUGAUACUAAAGGUUGAUGAAGAAGAUUUUGGUGGUCAUGGAGCCCUCCUUCAGGAGGGGCUUUUUGCUUCCAUAAGUCUCUUUCUGCUGUCGUGGAUUCUUGUAUACAGCUUGGGACACUUCUGAUUGACUAGGUGCCAACGAUUCAGCUACCAUCUUCUUUGUCAUUAGUGAUGUAUGAACAGUGUUGGUUACAUUACACACCAUGGCUUGUGCCCUGAGAACAAUGAGAAAAUUUCUGACUCUCAUUUACCUUUAUUUUUUUUUUUGUUUAAUGUCAAUUGCAAGAUUUUAGUUUUGCUUCAUAGAAACUAGAUGCUUGAAUCAAGGUUCGUUACUUAAAUAUCCCAUUCAGUGUAGCAAAUUGUGGGUCACACUCCUGAUGAUUAUCAGUCAUAAAUAAAAUUACUCUAGCAAAGUUCUGGUGGUUAAA
This is a messenger RNA of Quercus robur (English oak), 856 nucleotides long. RefSeq lists its product as uncharacterized. Bases 163 to 549 code for a protein of 128 amino acids. The transcript is spliced from 4 exons. Lineage: Eukaryota; Viridiplantae; Streptophyta; Magnoliopsida; Fagales; Fagaceae. Gene Ontology annotation, biological process: mitochondrial respirasome assembly. The record is from RefSeq and is a predicted model, not a curated record.